This is a messenger RNA of Photinus pyralis (common eastern firefly), 5709 nucleotides long. Its product is annotated as cytochrome P450 9e2-like. The record is from RefSeq and is a predicted model, not a curated record. Gene Ontology annotation, molecular function: heme binding; monooxygenase activity; oxidoreductase activity, acting on paired donors, with incorporation or reduction of molecular oxygen. Bases 4172 to 5656 code for a protein of 494 amino acids. The transcript is spliced from 5 exons. NCBI's taxonomy places the organism in Eukaryota, Metazoa, Arthropoda, Insecta, Coleoptera, Lampyridae.
UCAGGCCUUUCUUGGAAUUUUUUAGUUUUUUCAAAAUCUUUAGAUACUAUUCAGACUUAUUAGGUAUUUCCUGUUUCAUAAUCGUCAGUUGGUUCAAUUCCUUCGGGCAAUGCAAAUGCUUCUUUCUCGGCUGCGUUGCAGGUUUUCUAAAUUAUGCAGAUUUUCCAGAUAAGAAAAUGAACGCUAUUGUCUGCACUUUGUCCGUCUGUCCCUCUGUCUGACUGUCUGUACCACUACUAGUCAUCUAGUUUAAGCUUCUUCGUUGUGGUUCUCAUACUGUGUGGCACAGUCCCGAGGUAAGAACGAGAAAAGAUUUUUUGGAUUAUUCACUUCACUUCCAAGCUAUUACUAAUUCUGUGCGGGGAAAAUGCAGUUUUUAGAACAUUUUCACCUUUUACCAUACGUUCAUGAACAUGACACUGUAAAAACCUACUAGACUAGAUGGUGCUACUCUCACUAUUUUUGAUAUUUUUCAAUACUCAUCAUCCCCAUCCCCUCCUUGCACAUUUUUCCACUAUCCUCCCGCCUUCUACCCGCCUUCAUUCCCCCUUUCUUCACCUUUCGGAUCUUCUGAUCCUUCGCACCCUCCAUUGAUCCUUUAGACACUAUUAGGUACCAAUUUUAGAACUCUUAGAGAUACAGAUUCUUCGGACUUUUCAAGCACCUUUAAGGUUCUUUACACUUCAAAUUUUUCAGAAUUUUGAGGCUAUUCAAACUCAUGAGAUAUUAGUAAUUCUUUUCAUAUUCUGCAGCUUCUCGAUUCAUCCAAAGGUUUCAGAUCUCAAGCUAACUCUGGAGCUUUUCCGGAUUCUUUGAGGUGCAAUAUUUAUUCAUUGAGUUUCUUUCAGAUUGCUUCGUUACUGUAUUGUUUUUUUAACCCUUAAAACUUUUUUAUUCUUCGGAAAAUUUAUGCUCAUUAAAAUUUGUUAGGUUCUUCAGAAACUUGAGACCUUUCAAUCUCCUCGAUUAUCAAUCAAUCAAUCAAUCUUUAUCACCGAAAUGGUAAUACAAUAUACGUCUCUUCUCACCUCGUCCCUCUUCUUCCAGUACAACACUCCUGCUUCUCCCUGUCCUUUCCACGUCCUUCCAAUUCCAUAACAUAAUAUGUUCUAUGUUCUUUUCUUCUUCUCCACAUAUUCUACGUUUCUUUUUUCUCUUUCUCUUUUCAUUUUCAAUCUUUCCUCCAACUCCUCUCCUCCUUUCGGCAUCAGCCCGUCCGUAUCUAUUUCUUUCAUAGUAUUUUUCUCUUUGUUCUUCUCACAUUCUAUUUGCAUCCAUCUCUUAUUUGAACAUUUACUCCAUUAUUUCAAUGCAUUUGAUACCUUAAAUUCGCCCCCAACCCCUUCUGUUCUCUCCUCUCUCCAUUUCCGUUUCCCUGCCCAAAUCGUAUCAUCUUCGACUUUUCCACAUUUAGUACCGUUCCAUUCCUCUCCCAAUACUUCUCCGUUCGCCGUGUCUUAAUACUUUUUCCAUGUCUCUUAUGCAGAGAUUAAAAAUAAGGUUGGGCUAAGUGGGCAUCCCUGUCUUAGUCCAAAACACUUCAGACCCCUCCCCUUCUAUUAUUAUUUUCUCCAUAUAGUUACUGGAUUCUGUCCUUUAACUUCUUUUCACUUUCCAUCAUUUUUCCCUCUCCACUCUGUCAAACGUGUACACCUUUUCGCCCUUGUUUCCAAUUCCUUUUCAACAAAUCUGUAUACUGCAUCGCCUCCCCUGCCCCCUUCUGGAGCCCAUUCGUGUUUCAUCCAACAUCUUCUUCUCUUCCAUUUCUCUUUCUAAUCGUUAUCUCAUCUCCUUCAACUUUCUCUCUUCCAUAGCCUCCUUUUCCCCCUGCUUUCUUGGUCGUCACUUGACAAAAUUUUGUUUCCAUUCCUCUAAUGGUGUUUCCUUCCCACUUGUCCUUUUGUUUACCACCUUUCAAACAUCCUUCUUUGUUUUUAUUUCCCUAAUUUGCUCUUCGUAUUCCUCCAUCUUAUUUUCUGUACAUUUCCUCUUGUUCGUUUUUUUCUCACACUUAUUUGAAUGUUCCUUAUUUCUUUACCAUUCCCCUCCUCCCACUUGUUUGUUUCCACGUGUUUGCUUUUUUGAGAUUCUCAAUUAUAUCAUUAAACUCCUCCUUUGUACUCCCUCCUAUUUCUUAUCCUUGUUCCUUCUAGUAUCCAUCUAUACAGCUCCACCGUGUCUCUUGUCCAUAACUCCCUUCGUAUUUACAUCUUUUUAUUUUUUGAUCUUCUUACCUUCCGUUUUGGACUCAGCUCCAUCGAUCCAUUUUCCAGUAUUUUGUCAUACAGUAUUGUGUAGUCAACUACCGACUUUUCUCCUCCUGCCAUGUAUGUGAAUAACCCAUCUCCCUCCAUAUUUCCGUUCUCCAACCUUCAUUUUUAACAAUUCCAUUCUCCCUCUUUUUCCACACUUUAUCUGUUGAUUUUCUAUAUUAUGUAACUCUUCCCAUCUUUACCCCAUUUAUUUUAAUUCCUGAUCUGACAUUAGAAUCUCCCACCAAAUAUUAGCCCCUCAUCACCAUAUUUUAUAUAAGUAGGUAUUCAUUUUCAUUCUCAUUUUCUUUUCCUCCACUUCCAUUCGUAUCACCUUUCUUCCUCCUCUUUCUUUUCAUCCCCCCAUUCCCUUACCGCUAUCGUACCCCUUUGCUCUUCCCUUUAUACUGUCUCUCUUCGCCAGUGGGUUCUUCCAUAUGUAUGCAUUCGGAAUCCUGUUCUUUAUUUUCUCCCAAUUUUUUUCUUUUAUUCCUGAUUCUGCCAUCCCCACCACAUCAAAUUCUCUUACAAACUCCCAGAAAUGAGAGUCUAUACCAGCUGCCCCUGCUACAUUCGAGAAUAUCAUUUUAUUACUCCCUUUUCCUUCUUCACCUUCGCGUCUAACCCUCUUCUGGCACUUCGCACUUCAAACGCCCUUCAGACACCGUUAAAACUAUUCCAAUUGAUCGCCGUCUUUAAAUUCUUUCAAGUUCAUCAGGUACUCUUCGGAAAUUUUCAAGAGAUUCGUAUUUUUCGAUCGGACUCUUUGGAAUUUUCGCAUUCCUUAGACUCGUCUUAGACCCUCCAGACUCUCACGACACUUAAUAUCCAAUGACUCUUCAGGGAUUCUUCUGCUCUUUAAACUCUUGAGGUUACUCAGAUGUCAGAUCUUUCCGGACACAUUAACCUCACCAGACCCUUCAAAUUCCUCUGGUAUUCAAUUUACUUUUUUCUUCUUCAAUCUUAUCAAAGUACUCAAAUGUUUCAGAUCUUCUCGCAGUCGCUUUAGGAAUUUGAAAAAUGCUCCUCUUUGAUCAACAUGAGCUUGAGCCACUUCAAAUCAACCAGGUGCUGUUAGAUUUCCUCUGUUUUUUCUUCGAUUUUCCUUCGGAUUUCUUCGGUUUUGUUUAGAUUUCUGAAUUUUCCUUGUAUUUAUUUUUUUCGUUUUUUUCCUGAGCUAUUGAGAACUAACAUUUCUACGGUAUUGUGUAACGGUUUUUUAGAUUACAAAAGAAGCCGCAAUACCUUCUAAUCUGUAUUAGUUUAAUGUGAAGUCCAUUUCAUCUUUGUUAAAAAUCCCCCUAGGUCAAGGUUCGUCUUUGUUGGUAUAUAAAGUUUUUUAUCUACGGGAAUUGACAAAUUUUGGCAUACGUUCCGUUCCAAAGCUACACAGUUAGCAGCCUCAGCCUUUCACCAGGUCAAAGAUAUCAAUAUAUAGGUUCGUACUUGCGAUGUUCACAGGGGUCGUGAUUUUACUGGCGAUGUUAUUCUGUGCGAUUAAUUCCGUAACUGUUUUUCUUAAUUUGUUUGUACGUAACGUAACUCGCCUGAACUUCUUCGAAUUUAGUGAUCUUACUGUUACCAAGGAAUUUAAUUUACCGUCGCUAAAGUAUUUGUAUGGAUAUUUCCAAAAACAAACAUUUUACCCAAAAAUCAGGGUGCAUGCAACCACUUAGGUUAUUCACCAAAGAUUGACUAUACUUAAUAAUUAUGCGAUUAAAUCGCCAUUGAAUUUCUCAAAAAUUAUACACCAAUCGGAGCUCGUUAACUGAAUAGCAGUGGAUGCCAAUCAAAAAUUGCAUCAGAAAACCAAAAUGUUAUAUUAUAAACAGCAAAGGAUUGCGUCCGGUUGUAUUUCAGAAUUCUCCACAGACGUGUCUCACGUGACGUAAUUUUUAAGUAAACGUUAAGCACCGUUUAUGAAUUAUUUACCUUCUAAAACGAUAACUGUAUUCGUAGACACUGUGACAGAGAUUUUUUUUUAUCUCGAAAUCGUAGUUAUUUUUAUAACCCACAAUUUGUUGGAAAUGUGGUUCACGCUCUUCGUGGGUUCCCUAAUAUUCCUCUUAUACCAACUCUGGUUAAAGCCACUAAGGCACUGGGAGAAACAAAAUGUGCAGUACGUUGAACCAUGGCCGUUGUUUGGAAACCUUUUUCCGGUGAUUAUGGGGAAACAGUCAACUGCCGAACGGCUACAGGAACUCUACAAUUCAUUCGGCGAUGAAAGAUGCAUCGGAAUCCACCUUUUCACACGUCCACAGUUGAUGCUCAAAAGUCUGAGCCUGGUGCAGCUAAUCGGUGCGAAAGAUGUUUCGUAUUUUGAAUCAAACGCCCACAAAUGGCAGGACUUGGGAGGCAUCUUCGGGGUUAGCAGCAUGCGGUCUAUGUUUAGAUCAGUUUCGGAUCACGCAUCAAAUUUCGUACGACAGUUGCCAGCAGAAGAAAUUGAUUGUCAGGAUGUUUUUCCUCGUCUCGCAACUGACUUACUCGCGUCCGUUACUUUAGGAGUUGUAAACGUCCUCGUGGAUGAGACCAAUGAGUUAUUCGCCGCGACCAGAAAUCUGCUAACGGAUUGCUCCAUUUUUACCAAUCUGAAAGAGCUGCUGAGAUUAGAGCCUCGAUUGGAUUUCUUGGGCGAUGUUAUUAAGAAACAAAUUAGCGAGCGCGAGUCCGUGGCAGCUAACAUGCUUGAGAUGCUGCUCCAGCUCAGAGAUGGUAAAGAGUUGGAGCCCCAUAAGGGGUGCAACUGCAUGGUCGUGUUAUCCGACGAAGAAAUCGUCAACUGCGCCAAGGCACUUCUCCUUGAGGGUAUCCAAACCACAUCCUCACUAAUGUGCGCAAUUAGCUGUGAGCUGGCGAUUAACACAAAUGAGCAACAGAAGCUUCUACGGGAAAUUGAUGACACGUUACAAGGGUGCAAUGGUGCAAUUACCUACGACAAGCUUGUGGACAUGAAGUAUUUAGAUAUGGUCGUUUCUGAAUCACUGCGUAAGUGGCCGCCCAAAGACACGCUGAAAAAGAUAUGCGGGAGUGACUACACAGUUCGAACGGAAGAGGGCGACAUUGCAGUAGUGCUCGAAAAAGGAUCGAGCGUAAUUAUUCCAGUGUACGCAAUUCAUCGGGACCCCAAGUACUUUUCAUGUCCUGGAAAAUUUGAUCCCGAAAGGUUUAGUGACGAAAACAAGUGCAACAUUGUUCCAUUUUCAUACAUGCCGUUUGGAGUUGGUCGUGAGAGUUGUAUUGCCCCUCGACUAGCACUUCUGGUAACGAAGAUUGUCUUCUUCCACCUGCUGUCCCAAUUUGAAUUAAGGGUUGUGGAUAAGACAACCAUGCCAAUGAUGUACAUGAAUCCGUUUUCCAAGUCACGUGAACACUGCCAUAUCGGUCUUAAAAAAAGAAAGUAACACAGCCGUAAUCUAUACCGAUGAAUGUUGCAACAACGUUUUUAAAUAGAAAA